GGGACAGACGACAGGAAAUGCUCAAAGAAGAAGCGUGACCCCUGGGUGCAGCUGCGCUGAGAGAGGAAGUAGAGACAGAGAGACACAGAGGGAGAGAGAGUCAUUGAUGGUUGAGCCAGCGAAGUAGAGAGGGAGUGUGAGGCUGGUUGAGCUGUUGAACAUCAGAGCUGCUGACAUGAGUCGUUCCUCUGACUGUCAAAACAAGAUCCUCGCUCCCACCGCUGACAUGUCAGCCAAGGUCCAGGGCAUUGACAGACUGCAACUCUCAAAAUGUUGUGAGUGCAGCGCCUCGCUGUCCCACUGGUAUUAUGAGAAAGAUGGACGGCUUUUCUGCAAGAAGGACUACUGGGCCAGGUUUGGGGAGCUGUGCCACGGCUGCAAUGAUCCCAUCACCACCGGCCUCAUCAUGGUCGCAGGGGAACAGAAAUAUCACCCGGAAUGCUUCACCUGCCUGAACUGCAGGGCGUUCAUCGGUGAUGGGGACACGUACGCUCUGGUGGAGAGGUCCAAACUCUACUGCGGUCACUGUUACUACCAGACCAUCGUCACCCCGGUGUCGCUGCCGGACUCGCCAUGCUCACGAAUCCCUCACACGGUCACACUGGUGUCAAUCCCAGCCACCGCCGAGGGCAACGGACGUAGAGGGCGAGGUUUCUCUGUGGCCAUCGAUCAGCCACUGAGCCCGACCAACGGAUACAGCCCUGAUCAUGCACCCACCAUCAGAGUCUCCCAGGUGGACCCAGACUGCAUCAGUCCAGAUGUGAAGAAUUCCAUUCAUGUUGGAGAUCGGAUCCUUGAAAUCAAUGGGACGCCCAUUUACAAUGUUCCUCUGGACGAGAUCGACUUGCUGAUCCAGGAGACGAGCCGGCUGCUGCAGCUCACCAUCGAGCACGACCCUCACAGUCAGGGGCCGGAGGGAGGCUCCUCAGGGGCUGAAGAGCACGUGGACGGGCCCCUGUCAAGCCCCUUGUCUGAGGGGCCCAGCCCCGUCCUACCCAUCACCCAGCCCCCCAACCCCGACAUCAGCAACCUGAGAUCCCGCAUCAUCAAGCGGAGCUGCAGCAUUGAUAAAUCACCAGGCUCCAGUAACGCAACAUCCCCCAUCUCCCAGAGGAAGGACAUCAAUCGAUCAGAGUCGCUCCGAGUCGUUUCAAACCGAAUGCACCGCAUCUUCCGCCCGUCUGACCUCAUCCACGGAGAGGUGCUUGGGAAGGGCUGCUUCGGACAGGCCAUCAAGGUGACCCACAAGGAGACCGGGGAGGUGAUGGUGAUGAAGGAGUUGAUUCGCUUUGAUGACGAGACACAGAGAACAUUCCUGAAAGAGGUGAAGGUCAUGCGUUGCCUGGAGCACCCCAAUGUGCUCAAGUUCAUCGGAGUCCUCUACAAAGACAAGAGACUCAACUUCAUCGCUGAGUAUAUAAAAGGAGGCACCUUGAGGGAAAUCAUCAAGAAAAUGGACAGCAACUUUCCCUGGAGCCAGCGAGUAAGUUUCGGCAAGGACAUAGCUGCUGGGAUGACCUAUCUGCAUUCCAUGAACAUAAUCCACCGGGACCUGAACUCACACAACUGUCUCGUCCGAGAGAACAACACAGUGGUGGUGGCCGACUUCGGGCUGGCACGGCUCAUGAUCGAUGACAAGCUCGAGGAGAAGUUUGCGCAGGGUAAACUGCCGGGUCUGAAGAGGCCUGACCGCAGGAAGAGGUACACGGUUGUGGGAAACCCCUACUGGAUGGCUCCUGAGAUGAUCCAUGGAAAGAGCUAUGACGAGAGAGUAGACAUCUUUUCCUUCGGUAUCAUGCUCUGUGAGAUAAUUGGCAGGGUGAAUGCAGAUCCGGACUACCUCCCGAGGGCGAUGGACUUCGGAUUGAACGUGUCUGGGUUCUUGGAGCACUUCUGUCCCCCAGAUUGUCCCCCUGCUUUUUUCCCCUUGGCUGCUUUGUGCUGUGACCUUGAUGCAGACAAACGACCUGCUUUUUCCAAACUGGGGGAGUGGAUGGACAACCUUCAGAUGCACUUGGAAAUGGGACUACCCCUGGUGUCCGAACUGGACAUGCUUCACAAGGCCUUCUGGGAGAACCACAGCAUGGCACGCCCUGAAAACGGCCUGCACACCCACUCUGAACAGCCGGAACAGGACUGAACACAAGAGGAGGUGUGGGAAGGUUGAAUUAACACUACUGGGGUGGCGACCGCCUGCCGCUGGUGGUGUGGUGACUGGAGGAGUCAUGUGUAUACCCCUCCGUGUUUGAAGUAGACACAGCGGGCUCAGGCUUAACAGAUAGACUCAGGGGUAAAAUGUGGAUGUGAAAAGCCACCUGUGCGAGAUGCACGCACACACAUACAUAGGCAAGCAUUCAGUCAAAUCAAGAGACAUUACCUGCGACAGCUUGGUUCUGCUCCACCCUCCAAGCCUCAGUGGAGCAUGUCAUAUGCAAUCUGAUCCAACUUUCAAAGAAUGACUCCUGAAUCGUAUACAAUUAACAUCAUGCCUUUUAAGAAAACCUGUAGUUAUCAUAGUGUGUGUAUGCAAGUGCAUAAGUUAGUCCAAAAAGUGAAACUUCAGCCUCCUCUCUACAGAGCACAAGGUGCAGUCUGUGUUUGCAGGUGUUUCACUCUGCGUUUGGUUUGAUUUUGCUUUUGGGUUUGGAUCUUAAACUGAAUUCAUGAAAAUUACAAAGGAGAGGUGCCUGACUUGUCGCUCAAGACAAAGAGUUUGAGAUCAUGUUGUUGUCCAACUUGUGCACAUCAAAACAAACCCUUUCAAGCUUUAAAAAGCUCACUGUAGAGUGCAUCACUGUAAAUUUUGCCUUCAGGUCAGAGCCUGGUUCAUCGUGUCACUCUGACUUCAGACCUGCUGCUCGUCUCCAUCAUUGAUCGUGUAGCCUGCGAACCACUGAGGUACAAAUAACAAAUCUGGUAUGUUGCCUCCCCAAUUUUAAGAGCUUGUCAGUGCAUCUCAUUCACAUUGAAAUGGCAACUUAAAAUACAUCAUGCAUUUUAACCCUUGUAAAUAGUUGGCGACAUUGUAAAUGUUUUAAAUAUUGUAAAUGUACAGACAUAUUUUAUAUACGUACGCUGCAUUGCCAUAUUUUUACUGGCCGACCAGUUGACAUUAAAGGAGAGGGAUGGUUGGGCUGCAUUUAAAGGUGCAAUGCCACUGUGGCAGGUUAGAGGCUUUCAUAGCAUUUGAGAGAUGAGGAAUCUUAUCACCAGGAAACAUCUCAGUUAAUGUUGCAUUCUGUCAUUUCCUUCCAUCAAAAAUAUACUUCGAAACAUUUGACCGGCCCCAUUAUACUGGAUUAGUGUAGGAGGAGGGUUCAAACUGAAUCUGUAUAUUAUGAUCACCUCGGAUUAUUUGUGAUGUGAUAAUUUUGAGGGCAACAGAUCUGUUGUUGAUUAUUACCUCUCCUCUCAUGUACGUGCACAGUAGUUCAGCUGUGUGCGGAUAACAACACAAGGUACUCUCUUAUCACGUCUGUUCACACAUCUGUCUCUUUUCCUUUGUGUACAUGUACAUGCUACCUGUAAAUAUCACUGUAUAUACGUGUGUGCGUCCUUACAUCUUGCAUAAAUAAUGCGCUCUCCUCAGAAAUCCUCUCUUCCACUGGUCACAACUCUCUCUUGCACCUUCUAACACAAGAUUUCUGUCUCUAUCUAAACAAGCUUUUUAUCUCAAUUUCAACUUCCUGCUGUUGUUUUCACGAGCUGCAUGAUGCACCGUUGUCGGUCUGUCCAGCUUCUGAACCAAGUUUUUAUUUAUUUUUUUCUAACUGAUGUGAUUUUAAAUAAGAAAAAAAAGAAUGGAUAAAAAAAGUCGAGAGAGAAAGCUAGGCUAUAAAGGAAAGAAGGAACAAAAACACAGCAUUUGUUGUUUAUACAUAUAUAUAAAUAUAUAUAUAUAUAACCACUGAAAUCUUUUUGUACAGAUUUGAGUACUUUAAUUUGCACUAUCUUACCAAAUGGCUGGUUGAAGCCAUGUUUGUUGAUUUCCUCUCUUGGGCUACUUGUGAUAAGGAAAUAAAUAAUGUCAGUUCAGGUUGAUAUACAUAUGAAUGCAAGACACUGAUGGAGCCUUUCAACUGUAAAAAUGGGAUUCUGGGGAAUUUCAUCCUCCUGAUAGCAAACCGGAUUAUAUCAGCAUUAAUAAAUGAUGUUUCUGAUUAUUAAAAUGCAACUUUGUGCAUGGAUCAGGAUUUAAAAACCUUUAUCUGAAGCUAUAGUGUUCAGGUCAGGGGUCGCGCAACUUGUCUGUGCCUUCUGUGUGUGUGGCACUGCUUUUUGUCCUGAGAUAUUCGUUUUUUGACGUUUUUGGCCACAUGAUAGAAACAUCAUGAACUUGCUUACCAUGAAUCCUCCAGAGGAUUUCCUGCUGUGUUCUCACAUCGGCUCAUUCGGACAUUCUCCAGACUUUUGCCCAGGGGCCUGGCAGGACAAACUCCAGAGAAAGUCCGGAGCCUCUGACUCGAACAUUUGCAUUCUCUCAUUCAGCCCCUCUGGAGAAUGGAGAUUAUCUCCAGUGAAUUCCUGGAAGCAGCUUUAUGUAAUUCGAGUUAUACACCAGGGGAAAUAUGAAUUAUAUUUUGCAUUGUCCACUUGAAUACCUGCGAAGAAAGUACGUUUCCUGGUCUCUGCUACCUGGAGGAUGUGAUGUCCCAGCUCUGCCUGCUGCCUACAGACUGGUCCUUUGUGAAAGAUGUCCUGUGUUGUUUCUGACUUGCUUGCUUUCACAUGUGAUGCCCCCAGAGGCUGCAACCACUGCUGAUGAUAGAGCACUCAACCCGGCCUGUCUCACCUCUCACCUUCCCCUCACACUUUUUGGCUCAGGGCCGUAAAAUGUUUCCGGAGCUUACGUCACAGACACUUGGAGCGCAUGUUAGUCUCUGUCAAUAUAAACAUAAGCUGAUAACACAACACAUGCUUCUGUAAACCGAGCCCCUCCUGGUUGAUGUGUUCGUCCGUGGGCAUGAAGUGUACGUGAGUGGCUUUGUUUCGGUCUCCAUUCCUGUCGGAGCCAUGUCGAGCAUGUUUGACGUGUCGAUGAGAAUGUCUCCGCAGCACUUCUUUGCAAAGGAUCGUUACCUCUGAACAAUGCUGUGCCUUUGUUGUAAGCUAGCCUUGCCAACGACUCGAAAAAACGUGAACUGAUUUCCUUUUUCUUUUGUUUUAAUGUAUCAUAAGUGCAAGCCUGAUUCGAGGGGACUGAAUAUCAUUGCUGACACUAUGUUGUAUUAGAUUUCAUCUGGUUCUGUAUGAUAUUUAUAUUUUCCAGAUCUCCAUUGCCAGUUUUGAUAUUUUGAUAUUAUAUUUCUUGUGUUCUCUUAUUUAAUUUUUUUUUUUU
This is a messenger RNA of Platichthys flesus (European flounder), 5338 nucleotides long. It is a transcript of the gene limk1a, whose product is annotated as LIM domain kinase 1a. Gene Ontology annotation, cellular component: cytoplasm; neuron projection; nucleus. Bases 176 to 2140 code for a protein of 654 amino acids. NCBI's taxonomy places the organism in Eukaryota, Metazoa, Chordata, Actinopteri, Pleuronectiformes, Pleuronectidae. The record is from RefSeq and is a predicted model, not a curated record. Gene Ontology annotation, biological process: actin cytoskeleton organization; protein phosphorylation; positive regulation of stress fiber assembly. Gene Ontology annotation, molecular function: ATP binding; protein serine/threonine kinase activity; protein binding. The transcript is spliced from 15 exons.